AUGGUAAAGCAAAAUCUGAAUGCGUUUUUUGGGCCCCAGAGAUUAUAUUUUGUAUGCGGUAAAGUAUACAAAGACUCAAGCUAUGCGAACCGUCUCGUGCAUUGGUUUGUGCAGCACAAGCUACCGGUAGUACCUAUAACCCCAAAUGGAGGGGAAGUGGACUUGCAGGCUGACAGCGCUACCAAGGAUGUCACAAGCACCAAGGUUUUGCCCAUUUCUAAGUCGAUCAGCGAAGGUCUACAAGGGUUCCCCCACAAGAACCUGAUCGACGGCAUAAGCGUUUGUUUUGUAACGCCCCCGAAGAUAACGUUAUCGAUUUUGAAACAGCUGGAAACCGAAAAAGCGCCCAUCCGCAGUGUGUGGUUCCAACCGGGAUCAUGGGAUAUGAAGUGCGUUAAGAGCGCAGAGGAUGAGCUGAGGAUUGAGGGGUCCAAGAUUAUCAACGAUUGCAUUUUGGUAAAUGGCGAUUCGAGUUUCACACCCAGUAGUCUACCAGGAAAGGUUUGA
This is a messenger RNA of Lachancea thermotolerans CBS 6340, 507 nucleotides long. Its product is annotated as CoA-binding protein. NCBI's taxonomy places the organism in Eukaryota, Fungi, Ascomycota, Saccharomycetes, Saccharomycetales, Saccharomycetaceae. The transcript has a single exon. The record is from RefSeq and is a predicted model, not a curated record. The coding region runs from base 1 to 507 and encodes 168 amino acids.